CUUUUCGUCAACGUCUUACUGUAUUGGUGAAAAUUAUUGAUAUCGUGAAAAAGUUGGAAAUUGGGGGGAAAUGGGUAGUUUGAAAUCGAUCGCAAAUUUACGUGGGUUACAAAGUAUUAACCACAUUUACUUAAAGCCGUACAUUCAAGGUUUUUUUGAAACUGGUCAAGGAAAUGCUCAAAAAAUAAGCUCAACAAGCUAUAAUCAAUGCCAGAGUCCACCACCAGAACAAGCAGCAGCCUCAUCAUCCGCAAAUGAAUCAAAUAACAGUACGAAAAAAGAAAUUGUGGAAAUAACAGAUUAUCUAACAAAAACAAUCGUUCCGAAUAUGUAUGAAAAGAAAUCAGAUUUUGAUUAUACAUAUAAAGGAUUUUAUCAAACACCAGAGUAUUAUUACCAUCAUAAAUACAGUUUUUAUGAUGCGCUAGCAUUUGUUGAAAAAUAUAAAUCUGAGCGAAUUAAAAUUAAUGAAAAUAUUGAUGAUCAAGUCUCUUCAACUGUUGCUUUGGAUGCUGCCAAAGAUAUUAAGGAUGAAAUUAAAAAUGUUUUGCCAUAA
Molecule: messenger RNA, 556 nt
Organism: Chrysoperla carnea
Lineage: Eukaryota; Metazoa; Arthropoda; Insecta; Neuroptera; Chrysopidae
Exons: 3
Coding region: 71-556 (161 amino acids)
Source: RefSeq, a predicted model, not a curated record